Messenger RNA from Cotesia congregata, 213 nucleotides. The record is from the annotation of a GenBank genome assembly. Lineage: Eukaryota; Metazoa; Arthropoda; Insecta; Hymenoptera; Braconidae.
AUGUCAGCCAAUACAUUACGCACCUAUGUAUCCUGGACCACAAUAACAAUUUUUGUGGGGUUCAGAAGCUGGCUUGAAAUAUUCCCCGUCUUUAUAAAUUUUUCCGUCUACUUCACAGAGGAAGAAAAUACUUACGGCAAACUUCUUCGCCUGGACAACAUCGAUUUGCUUGGCGACGACGAUAGCAGUUGGGAUUUGAUGAAUGUCCGGUGA